Closterium sp. Naga37s-1 is the source of this 840-nucleotide messenger RNA. The record is from the annotation of a GenBank genome assembly. Lineage: Eukaryota; Viridiplantae; Streptophyta; Zygnematophyceae; Desmidiales; Closteriaceae.
UGGUGCAGCCGCAGCAGGGCAAGGGCAGGCAGGCGAGGUGCUGUAGUCUGGAUUUGCCUCCGCACCCUCUCCUAUUUCUCCCAUACUGUGUCGUCCCGCGCGCCGUCCCAUGUGGGGAGGUACAAGUACGAGUGCGAGUUUGUGUCGAUCCUGCUCUCACUCUCACUUCCUCCCACUCUCACUCUCACCUCCUCCCACUCUCACCUCCUCUCACUCUCACCUCCUCCCACUCUCACCUCCUCCCACUCUCACCUCCUCCCACUCUCACGCCAUGGACAUGCCUGUGUGUCUGCAAAGCAUCGCCUCGUCCCUCUUCUCCUUCUACAUUCUGCUGUGCCACUGCCUGCACCAUCCCCUGCACGCUCCCACGUCCGCAUGCUAACUGUGUGGCUUCUCAUCGCACAUGUGGCUUCUCUAUGUGUGCAAUCUUGCAAUCAAUCUCUCACCUCCUCCCGCGCCCGCAUCCCUGUCCCCGUGCCUCUGCAGGGCGUCGUCGCCCCGUCCCUCUUCACCUUCCACAUCCUCCUGCGCCACUGCCUGCACCACUGCCUGCGCCACUGCCUGCACCACUGCCUGCGCCACUGCCUGCACCACUGCCUGCGCCACUGCCUGCGCCACCCUUCUCACGCACCCUCGUCCGCGCCCACCUUCUCAACGCCCUCCUGCACGCCAUGCAUCACCACCAUCGCCUGCUCCCCUCCGCGCAAACCCACUCCAUCCUCCUCCGCCUCUUCCUUCACACCGGGCAGCUGUCCCGGGCAGAAAAAUCUUCCCACGCCCUGCUGGACGAUGGCUUGGCGCCGUCCCCUGCUGCCUGCGCUGCGCUGGGGAUGGCCAUAG